Messenger RNA from Penicillium cosmopolitanum, 255 nucleotides. RefSeq lists its product as uncharacterized. Bases 1 to 255 code for a protein of 84 amino acids. The record is from RefSeq and is a predicted model, not a curated record. Lineage: Eukaryota; Fungi; Ascomycota; Eurotiomycetes; Eurotiales; Aspergillaceae. The transcript is spliced from 2 exons.
AUGGCCCCUGAAUUCGAUCCUAUGUUUACAGAGGAGUUGAAGCUCUUCUGCAAUAGUGUGAUUCCGGCCCUCGGCGUCGCAUAUGAGUAUCAUUACUUUCCAAAAUUGGAGCAUGCAUUUUCCGUCCGAGGGAAUCCCAACGACUCAGCCGAGAUGAAGGGAAUGAGGAAGGCAAAGGACGCGGCCGUCAAGCGGGGCCCUUUCGUAGCCUUGGGGAUGCAGAAGACUGUUGUUGCGUUCAUGAUCUUCCAAUAA